GGAGGGGGUGGCCGGACCGUGGAGCCGAGCGGCGGCGGGGGCGGUAAUGGCGGAGCUGGUGCAGGGGCAGAGCGCUCCCGUGGGGAUGAAGGCCGAGGGCUUCGUGGACGCCCUGCACCGGGUCCGGCAGAUUGCUGCUAAAAUUGAUUCAAUUCCUCACUUGAAUAAUUCCACACCUCUAGUGGACCCCUCAGUAUAUGGAUAUGGAGUACAAAAACGGCCCUUGGAUGAUGGAGUAGGUAACCAGUUAGGGGCCUUGGUACAUCAAAGGGCAGUAAUAACAGAGGAAUUCAAAGUGCCUGAUAAAAUGGUUGGAUUUAUUAUUGGCAGGGGAGGUGAGCAGAUUUCACGGAUUCAAGCAGAAUCUGGUUGCAAAAUUCAGAUUGCUUCAGAGAGUUCUGGGAUUCCAGAGAGGCCCUGUGUACUUACCGGAACCCCAGAAAGUAUUGAACAAGCCAAACGGCUCCUGGGGCAGAUUGUGGACCGCUGUCGGAAUGGACCUGGCUUUCAUAACGACAUGGACGGCAACAGCACGGUCCAGGAGAUCCUCAUCCCUGCAGCUAAAGUCGGGCUGGUCAUUGGCAAAGGAGGGGAAACGAUAAAGCAGUUGCAGGAGCGGACGGGGGUGAAAAUGGUCAUGAUCCAGGAUGGCCCGUUGCCUACGGGAGCAGACAAGCCUCUUCGCAUCACUGGAGACCCGUUUAAAGUACAGCAAGCAAGAGAAAUGGUAUUAGAGAUCAUCCGAGAAAAAGACCAAGCUGACUUUCGAGGUGUCCGCGGUGACUUCGCCUCCCGAAUGGGAGGAGGCAGUAUAGAGGUGUCUGUGCCUAGGUUUGCUGUUGGGAUUGUAAUAGGAAGAAAUGGGGAAAUGAUCAAAAAGAUCCAGAAUGAUGCUGGUGUGAGGAUUCAGUUCAAACCAGACGAUGGUAUUAGUCCAGAGAGAGCUGCCCAGGUCAUGGGACCCCCGGACCGAUGUCAGCAUGCAGCACACGUCAUCAACGAGCUUAUUCUUACAGCCCAGGAAAGAGAUGGCUUCGGAGGCCUCGCAGUAGCCAGAGGCCGAGGCCGUGGCCGUGGCGACUGGAGCAUGGGAACCCCUGGCGGCAUCCAGGAGAUAACAUACACAGUACCAGCUGAUAAGUGCGGCCUCGUCAUAGGCAAAGGGGGCGAGAACAUCAAAAGCAUAAACCAGCAGUCUGGAGCACACGUGGAGCUGCAGCGGAACCCCCCUCCCAACACUGACCCCAACCUGCGAAUAUUCACCAUCAGGGGUGUUCCUCAGCAGAUCGAGGUGGCCAGACAUCUCAUAGAUGAGAAAGUUGGUGGCACCAGUCUAGGAGCGCCGGGAGCCUUUGGACAGAGCCCCUUCAGCCAGCCUCCUGCUGCACCUCAUCAAAACACCUAUCCUCCAAGGAGCUCAGGGUGCUUCCCAAACAUUGCUGCUAAAGUGAACGGAAACCCUCACAGCACCCCUGUAAGUGGUCCUCCGGCCUUUCUGACCCAGGGCUGGGGCAGCACCUACCAGGCGUGGCAGCAGCCCACACAGCAAGUCCCAAGCCAGCAGAGCCAGCCGCAGAGCAGCCAGCCCGACUACGGCAAGGCCUGGGAGGACUAUUACAAAAAACAGAGUCAUGCUGCCAGCGCCGCUCCUCAGGCCAGCUCCCCACCGGACUACACUAUGGCCUGGGCCGAAUAUUACAGACAGCAGGUCGCUUUCUACGGGCAGACGUUAGGGCAGGCUCAGGCCCACAGCCAGGAACAGUAGAACAGUGACCUGCGGCCCCCUCCCCAAAAUCAUUGUGAGCGGAAACCUAUUUGUAACAGAGGUUUUUAGAUUUGCAAACCUUUUGAUGAAGAACCUUUGUUUUGUUCUGUGAAACACUAUAUUUAGAUUAACAGAAUUUUUCUAAAAAUUGGGAACUUAGUUACUAAAAAUUGCUGAUAAUUUUUUGUUUCAUCAUUUUUAUUUGUUAUUUCAAAUGUGGAAGCUCUGGGAUUCUUUUUGGAGCAAUAUCUGCAAAUUCAGGCACCAGAAUGUGCCUCAUAGCAGUGACAUUUCAACUGGUGUGUUUUUUGUUUUGUUGUUUUUUGCGUGUCUUUUUAUUUACAGUUGUUUCUGUUGCAACAGAACGUGGCUUGGAAGUCUUAGGUGGUAUGUAACAAAUUAUUUUUAAAUUUUUUAAACAGUAUUUAAAUGUUCUUAAAUGUAUAAAUUCAUUAAAUGUUUUACUUCUAAUUUCUUGUAUCUUGGCUGUCUGGUUUUAUUGCAUUUUUUAAAAAACUGAACUAUUAUGUAUUGUAAUUAAUUAUGUGAAUUCUGAAUUGAGACAGAGAAUUGUAUUGUUGUCCAACAGGGCUCGGGAGGGGCGUUUUAUAGGGUUUGUAUAAUUUCUAGAGUUCUAAAGGGUAAUAUAAAAAUGUGCUCAUGUGUUUAGCAUACGUCUUUUUAAUGUCUCAGUACCAGUUGCAAUUGUGUAUCUAAGACCUCCAAGCUUGUUUUAAAAACAAAACAAAAAUCCUCUCUAUUCUCAGAAAUAUAAAUACUGUUAUUUUUAAUAUUAAAAAGAAAUUCGAUAUAACUUUUAACAAACACUAUGGAACAUUAAACCACAUAAAAAUGUAGUCACUAUUUUUUAA
Molecule: messenger RNA, 2637 nt
Organism: Molossus molossus (Pallas's mastiff bat)
Lineage: Eukaryota; Metazoa; Chordata; Mammalia; Chiroptera; Molossidae
Gene: FUBP3
Product: far upstream element binding protein 3
Exons: 19
Coding region: 47-1765 (572 amino acids)
Biological process (GO): regulation of gene expression
Cellular component (GO): nucleus; cytoplasm
Molecular function (GO): mRNA binding
Source: RefSeq, a predicted model, not a curated record